Molecule: messenger RNA, 2070 nt
Organism: Tetrahymena thermophila SB210
Lineage: Eukaryota; Ciliophora; Oligohymenophorea; Hymenostomatida; Tetrahymenidae
Product: AMP-binding enzyme family protein
Exons: 3
Source: RefSeq, a predicted model, not a curated record
AUGAUUUAUUCUAGAUUAGAUUUAUUUUCUUCUCAUUUCUCAUUUAACACGGGUAAUUAGUAAAAUAGAAGAGGAACUUUGUUUGGAACUAUCCUUUCCUUAUGUGUUUUUGUAAUAACGAUAUCUUACUUUAUAUACAUCAUCUAACAAUAUACAAAUAAUCAAAUAGAACCAACUUUUAGAUCAUAAAGUUUCAUUAAUAAUGAUUUAAUUGAAGUUCCAUUAAGCAGUGAUUUAGUAGGAUUUAGAUUUGAAAACGGUAAUGCUAGUUUGUAAUAAAUUUCAUCUAAUAAAACCUAUAUAGUUUACUUAGCCUUCUUUUUUUAUAACUCACCAAAUAAUAAUUAAUUUAUACCUCUUGAAGUGAUUGAUUGCACUAAUCCUGAUCUUUUGGGAUUUAAAUGCUUAGAUUUCAAUAAAGUAUCCAAUUAUACGCUUUCUCUUGACACAAAAAAUAAUCAGAAAUCAUCAAUUCAGAUUCUUACUUAUGGUUGUCUUGAUAUUGACUCUUUAAAAACUACAAUACCUGAUAAUUGUGCUGAAUAAACUGAAAUCGAUUAGAUGAUCAAUAAUAUCAAUUCUGUUUUAAGAUACAAAUUGUAUACUUCUUAGUAUAAUACAACUUCAUAAAGUGUGUAAGUUAACUAUAGAAAUGCUUACAUCUACACAAUAGCAAGUUAAUCAAUAAUAACUUAAUUAAAAACAUAAAAAUAAAAUACUUCAAUCAAAUAAGGAUUAAUUGUUUAAUCAUAAUCUUCUUUUUCUUCUCCAAUUUAAUAUAGCUAAUAAGAUUUAGGCUAUGAUAAAUAAUAUGCUCUUAAUAAUGUAGGAGCUGGUGCGUAUAGUGUAGCCUUGUUAUUAGUAGAUGAAAUAGUUUAAUAAAUAUAAAUUUAAUAUCCUACUUUACCUUAAGUUUUUGCACUAGUCAAUAGCAUAUUUACACUGAUGAUGUUUUUGGGUAUUUUUGGAAGAAUGGUCUCAUAAAACUCUAUUUAAAAGGAUUUUUUCUUACUCUUCUUAAAGAACAUAUAUUAGGAUAAUUACUUACAAAUUUUGAAGAAGAUUAACAUUUAAUAAAAAUAAAAAAAGGAUAUCAAAUUAAACUCAAAUCAAGAUGAUUUAGAGGAGUAAAAAUAAUAAAAUGACCUAGAUAAAAAGGAUGAUUAAGAAAGAGAUAAUGAUUAAGUAAUUUUUGUUCCAAAUUUCAGUAAUAAGCAAAAGGUGUCCAUAGAGUUUGAGCAGUAAGAUAACAUGACUUAAAAUAAUUACAUUGACAAUUAACCAAAUAAUGAGAAUAAUUUAAAAAAAACUCAAAACUUAUAAACCGAUUAAGUUAAUUAUACUUAAACGUAUGCUGAUUAAAAGUUUUAAGAAAAGUAAAACUCAAGCGGAAAUACGUUUUCAGAAAUAGAUUCUGUUGUUUAAGGAGUUUUUACUAGCAAGUAAAAGAGUUUGCAAAAAGAUCUCAUUUCUCCUUCUUUUUCUUAUAAUACUAGCUUUAUAAAAACUAAUUUUAAUAGGCAGAGUAACCAGUCUUCGCAAUAUGCAAAAGAAAAAAUUCAGCUUUAAACUGAGAAGAAUCAGAUAUAAUUGAUAGCAGAUUUGAAGGCUAUUCAUAAUACAAGUAAUUAAAAGGCUAUCUAUGACGAAAUGUUUAAUAUAAAUUUCUUGAAAAAAGAAUAAAUCAAAGAUCUACAAAGCAUAUAAUUCUAAAAAAUAUAAUACUAAAUAAAGAAGGAGCUAAAUAUUUUAAAUUUUUUAAAAGAUAUAAUCAUGUUAAAAAAAGCUGUUAUGAUGCUAUUAACAAAGGAGCAGCUGGCAGCUCUUUAGAUUGUUGGCUGUUCUUCAAGCUUUUUGGAGCUAAACUUAAGUAGUGAAGACCUUAACAUAGACGAAUUAGAAAAAAGUAAACGAAUUAGUCACUAUGAAAUUCAAUAUGCAAUUCUUCAAUCUCAUAGAAUUUAGUAAUAGCAAAUAGAAAAUUUUAUAUAAAGAAGUAAUUAAAACGAAGAAAUGAGUAUUGUUGAUAAGAGGAUUUUAUCUUCUAUAAAAAAAUGCCAUUAAAUUUGA